Messenger RNA from Tachysurus vachellii, 1423 nucleotides. RefSeq names its product VPS26 endosomal protein sorting factor C (gene vps26c). The record is from RefSeq and is a predicted model, not a curated record. Gene Ontology annotation, cellular component: endosome. Gene Ontology annotation, biological process: intracellular protein transport. The coding region runs from base 83 to 976 and encodes 297 amino acids. The transcript has 8 exons. Lineage: Eukaryota; Metazoa; Chordata; Actinopteri; Siluriformes; Bagridae.
UGAUAGAAAAUCGUCACGUGUUCACGAUAAGCAGGAAGCGACGCUACAGACAACAGUGUUGUCUACAGAGUUUGGGGGGAAAAUGAGUGUUACUUUGGAUUUAAGGCUUAAGCGUGCGAACAAAGUAUAUCAUGAAGGGGAGGUUCUGGCUGGAGUGGUGGUGAUCACCAGUAAGGAAGCUGUACAGCAUCAGGGAAUCAGCCUCACCAUGGAGGGGCUUGUUAACCUACAGCUCAGCUCCAAGAGCGUUGGAGUCUUCGAGGCUUUUUACAACUCUGUCAAGCCCAUUCAGCUGAUCAGCAGUAACAUAGAAGUGGCUAAACCGGGCAAGGUACCAGGAGGCAAAACUGAAAUCCCCUUUGAGUUUCCCCUGCAAGCAAAAGGAAAUAAAGUGCUGUAUGAAACCUACCAUGGUGUUUUUGUCAAUAUUCAGUAUACUCUACGCUGCGAUAUGAAGCGCCCUCUGCUGGCAAAAGACCUGAGCAAGACCUGUGAAUUCAUGGUUCACUGUCAGCCACAGAAAUCCAAAGUGCAGCUGACUCCAGUCGAUUUCACCAUCACACCGGAGACACUGCAGAAUGUGAGAGAGAAGAGUUCUCUCCCAAAGUUCCUGAUCAGAGGCCACCUGGACGCCACUAACUGCGUGAUCACACAUCCGCUCACUGGCGAGCUGGUGGUGGAGAGCUCAGAGGUUGCCGUAAAAAGCAUUGAGCUGCAGCUAGUGCGGGUUGAGACAUGCGGCUGUGCAGAAGGCUAUGCCAGAGAUGCGACAGAGAUUCAGAACAUCCAGAUAGCAGAGGGAGAUGUGUGUCAUGGCCUCCCUAUCCCUAUAUACAUGGUCUUCCCGAGGCUCUUCACAUGCUCUACACUCGAAACCACAAACUUUAAAGUUGAGUUUGAGGUGAACGUGGUGAUCGUUUUUCAUGACGAUCAUUUAAUAACAGAGAACUUCCCGUUGAAGCUGUGCCGAGUAUGAGAUCAUAGCCUGCGGAUUCGUUGAUGUAUUCUGGAAGAUUCUGGGAGUGGCCUUAUAACUGUUUAAGUGCCAGUUUGGAAUGAACCAGUUAUGGCUUUUGUUACAGUUACAGCCUUGCCUAAUUGUUGCAUACAGGCCGUUUUUUGGUAUUUGCAUAUUCAUUGUGAAAAAAAAUCUUUUUUUGUUUUGUUUCAUGACUGGGAAAUUCAGGACACCCAAUACUCAUGUGAUCGAACCAGUUCAUUUCAAACAGGAUAGUAUAAUAUGGCAAACAUUAGACCUGCUCUAAAUUUUCAGCUAAUCAGAACAUUUAAUAUACAAAUAUUUUAUUUACAUUCUUUGGGACAAGGGCGAAAAAUGGACCCUUGUGAUAUUUUGUCUCCUGUAUAAACCAUGUAGUACAAGAAUAAAUUAGUAUCAUUAUUUGUAUAAAAUAAGUGUAUACCC